GACGUCAUGAACAAUCGAACACUGAUGUUAGUAAGUAGGUCACACCAAUAAUGUAACUUUAACACUUUAAUAAACAAAACUAAAUAAUUAACUUGACUGGUCGGUUCUGUUGGCACGAUGGAUGACGCUGUCUUGUUCAAAGAGAGGCUGUGGGGGACCGCGGGGCUGGUGACGGUGGGCAUCAUGGCUGCCGGGGUCGGAUUGCUCUUCUACAUGAGACGCAAGUCGAAGAACGACCCGAUGAAGGAUGAUCUAAUUAUAUGUAUGAACACACUGAGCGACAUGAACUUCGCAUCAGACUAUUCCCUGUCACUGGAAACCUUCGUCUCCUCGUCCGAGUCCUCCGUGUCCGAGUUAGACUCGACCAGCUAUCCAGAGUUCGACAUCAGCAGGCUGCUCACGAACACCGGCAUGGAGGGAAUCCCAGACAUUUCCGUCGAGCCUAUCCACUCCCCGGGAGAACUCGCUGCCGAAAUAACCGUCCCGCCCGUCGACCCGCUGGAGAUUGCCGAACCGAUCGCGCCACCGACUCCAGCCGUUCGGGCUGCUUCGGCUCUUUCCGUGGCUGUCUCGUCUACCAGCAACCGGCAGUUACCUCGUCGAAGGGUUCGCUACUCUGGUGGAAGCGUCCUGCAACAACACCAGCAGGAACAGCACCAGCAGACGAACCGGAAGCGGUACCAUCUGGAGGGGACGCCGCCCGACGACUUCGCCGCGACGGCGUACAGCAAUAACGCCUGCGAGGGCGUCGACGUCUUCGCCGAGUCGGAGUUAAACAAUCAGAAAGACGCACAUUCCAAAAUUUUCCCUGUUAACAAGGACGGAAAGCCCAGGACGGAAGCGAAGCCCGUUUCCCACGAGACGCUCCGAACAUCCUCUCCUGUACUCGUGGCGUCGGAUCACGAGAAGCGCUCUGGUGCUGUGACGUCAUCAGAUCAUGCGGAGUUAUAUGGCGUUGUAACGUCAUUUGAUCACAAACAGUCGUCUCAUCACAUGACGUCGUCACAUCAAUGGAAGCUUUCUGAUUCUGUGACGACAUCACAUCUUGGCAAGCCAUCCGCUCUAAAGAAGGUGUCUGUGACGUUUUCUGAUCAGAUGACGUCAUCGAAUCGUGUGACGUCAUCGAAUAAUGCGACAACAUCGGAUCACUUUGCGUCAUCUGGUCGCGUGGCAUCAUCGAAAAUCGGCGAUGUCGGCUUAAACAUCUGCAGCAGGUUGUACCUAGAAAUGAGCGGAGCAGACGACGUGGCGUUCUGCAAAAUGCCGCACAUCGUCACCAGAUGCUCGGACGUCUUCCAGCAGUUGAUGGCGGCCGAGAAACUCAAACAACAACACCAGAAGUUGGACGAGGAGUUCAAGUUUAUGACGUCACUAGGUAAUCCCAACUGGGACGAAGUUCUGAGUCACCACACACCUGGGAUGUCUGUUCGUAGAGUAAGACGAAACUUCAAGUUAACUCACCACGAACGUAAAUAUUAAGAAACAAAAACAAUUAGUAUAUAACAAUCAUAUGAAAUAGGCGCCACAGGACAUAUGAAUCAUAUGAAACUGACGUCACAGUACAUACAAAUAUAUUGCAAGAUAAGUUUGAAAAAUCUCGAGUAGAAUAAACCGGCCACGUUAAUUUUCUUGCGCAUCGCGCGCCAUCCUUCGAUAUCAUUCGGCUAUAAUUGGUUAUCUAGGCGAUGUUGAAAUGCAUCAUUCUCCAUUUUAACGAUCACAAGCGGGCUGGGUUGGGAGGUUGGGGGGGGGGGGGGGGGGUUCAUUAUUAUUUUGGUAAAUAGUCUUAAAAAAUAUACAAAAUAUAUAAAAUAUACACGCAUAAAAAUGUGGUUAAAAUUAUAUUUGUUAUUAGUAUAUGAUGUCAUAAAAUGACGAGGCGAUAUCGUGAGUGUACUAAGAUUGUAGUUGUGUUUGUAUUUUACUAUUUUGUAUUAGUAUACGAUGUCAUAAUGUGGUUGCGAGUUUAUUAAAACCGUGGUUGUGUUUGUAUUUUACUAUUUUGUAUUAGUGUAUGAUAUCAUAAUGCGGUCAGGUGUGGUUGCGAGUUUAUUAAAACAGUGGUUGUGUUUGUAUUUUACUGUUUUGUAUUAGUAUAUGAUGUCAUAAUGCGGUCAGGUGAAAUUGUGAUUGUAUAAAAACUGUGGUUGUGUUUGUAUUUUACUGUUUUGUAUUAGUAUUUGAUGUCAUAAUGCGGUGAGGUGUGGUUGCGAGUUUAUUAAACGUGGUUGUGUUUGUAUUUUAUUAUUUUGUAUUAGUAUAUGAUAUCGUAAUGCGGUCAGGUGAAAUUGUGAUUGUAUAAAAACUGUGGUUGUGUUUGUAUUUUACUAUCGUGUAUUGGCAUAUGAUGUCAUAAUGUGGUGAAGUGUGUUUGGGAUUUUAUUAAAACUAUCAAUGUG
Messenger RNA from Gigantopelta aegis, 2399 nucleotides. RefSeq lists its product as uncharacterized. The record is from RefSeq and is a predicted model, not a curated record. NCBI's taxonomy places the organism in Eukaryota, Metazoa, Mollusca, Gastropoda, Neomphalida, Peltospiridae. The transcript has 2 exons. The coding region runs from base 118 to 1479 and encodes 453 amino acids.